This is a messenger RNA of Ixodes scapularis (black-legged tick), 1093 nucleotides long. Its product is annotated as sulfotransferase 1C4. Gene Ontology annotation, cellular component: cytoplasm. Bases 27 to 977 code for a protein of 316 amino acids. NCBI's taxonomy places the organism in Eukaryota, Metazoa, Arthropoda, Arachnida, Ixodida, Ixodidae. Gene Ontology annotation, molecular function: sulfotransferase activity. The record is from RefSeq and is a predicted model, not a curated record. Gene Ontology annotation, biological process: sulfation. The transcript has a single exon.
AUUAUGCUUUUCACUUCUAGGAUGCCAUGGAAAGGCCUGUGUACGGAAUGAUAGACGGCUAUUAUCGUUGCUGGGCCGGUGACGGAGAAACAAUACGUUCAGCGCUGAACUACGUGCCCGAGCCUGAUGACGUGUUCAUCGUCAGCUACCCGAAAUCUGGCAAUACAUGGGUGGAACACAUCGCCUACAACAUCAUCAACGACCGUGCGCCGCCAGCAAACUGGAUGGACUACAACCGGGAGAUACCUUUUCUGGACAUGCACGGCGCGGAGGCCACAAGAACAAUGCGAAGACCAGGAUUCAUCAAGACCCACAUGCCUUUCCACCUGCAUCCGUACUCGAAAGACGCCAAGUACAUCUGCAUCUGCCGAAAUCCGUACGACUGUUGCGUAUCGUUUUACCACCACACCAGGAACAUACCGAUCUAUCUAUUCAGCGACGGAACGUUUGACGAAUUCUUAGAAAUGUUCUUGGCAGGAAAGGUGGACUUUGGAGAUUACUUCGACCAUCUGCUGUCCUGGUACGAUCAUCGCGAUGAUCCAAACGUGCUUUUCUUGACCUACGAAGACCUCAAGGAGGACCCCGCUACGUGGGUGAUGAAGAUCGCUGACUUUCUCGGAGAGGAUUACGGGAAAAAGCUACGAGCCGAUAAAAGGGCCCUGGAAAACAUUCUGAACAGAACAAGUUUCGAAGCUAUGAAGGAACACGUAAACGUGGCGCAAAAAAAGUUUGCUGUUGAGCGGAGUUUGGUUCCGGACGAUCAAAAACCCGAGUGGGCGAAGCGCGCGAUGAAAGCCAUUGGCAACAGAGUGCCCAACAUUCAUAAACCACCUGGCAAUUUUGUACGCAAGGGUGUCGUCGGAGACUGGAAGACGCACUUCUCCGCGGAGCAAGCGGCGCGUUUGAAGGAGCACAUUGCGGUGAAAACUCGUGGCUCUGAUGUCAUGGGCUUAUGGAAGAAACUUGAACUGCCGUAAAGAGAGUUGUACUAAAGUAAAAACAGUACAAAGAGCUGGUUCUGAAUAUUCGCACACAUUUCAUUAUUAAGAAAGAAAAAACUAAAAUAAUAAAAUUCAACAAUCUUCCUUCUUUA